This is a messenger RNA of Hypanus sabinus (Atlantic stingray), 2845 nucleotides long. RefSeq names its product protein phosphatase 4, regulatory subunit 2b (gene ppp4r2b). Lineage: Eukaryota; Metazoa; Chordata; Chondrichthyes; Myliobatiformes; Dasyatidae. Gene Ontology annotation, cellular component: nucleus; cytoplasm; protein phosphatase 4 complex. The transcript has 9 exons. The coding region runs from base 123 to 1304 and encodes 393 amino acids. Gene Ontology annotation, molecular function: protein phosphatase regulator activity. The record is from RefSeq and is a predicted model, not a curated record. Gene Ontology annotation, biological process: protein dephosphorylation.
AGCGAGCGGCGCCAUGUUGUGCGUGCCUCACUCGGUGCCGGGCCUGCAGGGGGAACUUUAUUCUGCAGUACUCUUGUUCCUGGUGAUUGGCGCGGGGGGACGCUUUCUGUUGCACCGCUAAGAUGGAGCCCGAAAGCCUUCUCGAAGCUCUGGCAGAUUUCGAGAAGAAGUCCAAGAAGGAAGUGUCGUCGCAAUUGGACCAGUUCCUUUGUCAUGUCGCAAAGACUGGAGAAACCCUGAUUCCUUGGUCACAGUUUAAAUGCUACUUUGUAUUCAAAUUGGAAAAAGUCAUGGAUGACUUCAGAGCUUCAGCUCCUGAACCUAGAGCUCCACCUAAUCCGAACGUGGAAUACGUCCCGUAUGAUGAAAUGAAGGAACGGAUUCUUAGAAUUGUUAAUGGUUUCACAGGUAUUCCCUUCACAAUCCAGCGUCUAUGUGAGCUGCUUACUGAUCCUAAGAAGAAUUACACUGGGACAGACAAAUUUCUCAGAGGAAUUGAAAAGAACGUUAUGGUUGUCAGCUGUGUGUAUCCUUCAACAGAGAAGUACAACUUUGGCUCAAAUAGUUUGAAUCGAGUGAAUGGCAUCAUGCUGUCAGGAAGCCAUACUGCUUAUACAGAUAGAUCUAAUAUCAAUGGUCCUGGCACCCCAAGACCCCUGGGCCGAUCAAAAGUUUCGUUAUCAAGUUCUUUAACAACAAACGGUUUGCUGAACAGUUCUGACAGGGAAUUAAAUGUGCAACAAACAGAAGACAAAUCUCAUAGUGAUUCCCCCACAUCCCAUGGAGAAGACAUGCAGAGUAGCUGUUCAAAAAAUAAACACUUGGAGGAUACAAUGGAAGCUGAGGCUCCUGAAGUGAAACGACUGAAAUUUGACAAGGAAAAUGAGGGAGAUGAGUCCAUACAUUCUGAGGGUUCUUCAGAAAUGCCCGAAGAAAGUGAGAAAACGAGAAAACAGGAAGAAGCCAAAGAUGCCAGUGAAUGGACUGAUCCAGCUAAUGUAGAUAAAAAUGAACCUUCAAGUGCAAAAGCGAAAGCCUUGCUUGAAUCUGAUCAAGAGAAAGUUGAUGGUUCAUUUAAAAAUAUCAAGACUUCAGAUGAAAAUCAAAUGGACCAAUCAGACCUAACCAAGACAUUAACUUACAAAGGAAGUGAAAUCAGUGAAAAUACUGAAACUGUUAGUAACAGUGUGGACUGCAGCACUGCAGGAAAACCAGAUACUCCACCGGAAACUCCAGAAAUGCCUUCUGAGAGCCCAAUGGAGAACAGUGCGGAUGUUACAGAAGAACCAAUGGAACAGGACUAAGAAUAGAGAUUAUCUGUGCUGUAUUUUCCAUGAGGUGUUGAUUUUACACUGUAUAAAUUUUAUGUAAUAAAGUGGACCUUUGUUUUGCAGACGAGGAGGGAUAAACCUUGGCUGAUCCCAGGAAGAGCUGUGCUAGAUGAGAACUGUGAAACCAGCUUCUUUAUAUCUCAUCUACUGCUCCCAUCAUUUUUUGUUUUGUUUGGUCAAAUCAGUGGGUUAAGAAUAGAUUUUUAUUUAGAGGAAGUUCUUAACUGGAAAGUAGAAGUAUAAAUUGUCAAUUUGUUUUGCAGUUAAUUGGACUAGGCCAUUUACCAUAAUUUUUGUUAGUUUUUUUAAACUUUCAAAAUUUAAUUAUAUAGUCAUUGUUUCAACUUUUAAUACAUAUUCUUAAAACACUGCUGAAACCGAAGGUUACAACACAUUCCAGGAAAAACUAAAUUAUACAUCAUUUUACUUCUGAUCCUGCAUUGAUGGGAUUGAUUAAUCAAAAAGGGAGUAUGUGGUUCACAUAAAUGUGAAACAAAAGCUUCAGAGUUGUUUCAAGAUCAUUUUGUUUUGGUUGCAAAAUAAAUGCUUUUUUAUUCACUGUUCAAGCUGCAAAAGGUGGGAAGUAGUUGCUCAAUUUAUGCUCAGUGGUUAGAACAUUGUGAAUAUUUGACUACGAUCAUUUCAGUUAAAAUACUUGUAGCAUGCAGGCAGCAAUGUUACACUUAUACCACUGACUGCAUUGAAGAGCUACAGCAAUUAACCUGUUAAUUUGGUAUUGUGCCAGAUCUUGUAUACUGGUAAUACAAUUUUAGGAGGUGCAUUGAACCACCAUGAUUUGUACAAAAUUUUGAAGUGAAAGAUAUUUUUGAACAUGCUACUACAUAUUGACAGCCAGUGAUUGUACCUCUUUGGAGAUGAGAACUCAAAGCACAAACGAUAACCUGUACUUGUGAUGUUUUCUGAUUUCCAGCUUGUAUAUUCAAAAUCCUUCAACUAACUUUCACAAUUACUGGCUGUCAAGUUUGUACUUGUUUCUGGCAACUGUACUUUUUGAUAUUUAGAAUUUUUAAAUUUCUGUAAGUAGAUUUUGUAGAUUGUAAUUGUUCACUGCCUUUGUGACACGUUAUAUAAUUGUAUAAUUUGUGUGUAAACUGAAUGCUAUGGCUUUCAAUACAGUAUUCAUAUAAAGCAAUAAAUGUUAUAUCUGGACACAAUCUGGAGAUACACUCCAGUUCCCGUUGAUAAAAUUUGCACAGGUUUACCAGAGACCAUAAUGACUGCACGUAACUGGCAAUCGACAAGAUUGGCAGUUUUGUCUUUUCCUGUGAAUGUAGUAUUUUGCACUUGUUAAAGUGAAUAUUCUAAAGAUAUAGUUUUGUGGGAUCUUAAAUUAAUUUUCUUAUGAGAGAAUUAACAGUCUUCAUCCUAAGUGGUAUGUAAAAUUUUACAGGAUGCAUAAGCGCUGUAACAUUGUUUCUCUUCAGUGCUGUGGUUGCAAAGGAUAUGCAUCUUAAGUUGCUAAUUAAACAAUAGUUUCACAAGUUUUUUACCAA